CUCGUCUUUUUUUCUGUUCCCUGUCUUUUUUACAAAGUUUCGCGCACCACUACUUUUAUUAUUAUUAUUAUUAUUAUUAUUAUUUACCCUCACACCUCUUUAUCUCUUUUUUUGUCUAGAAAAUGGUAAGUGCUUUUUUUGUUGUUUAUAAAACACUUUUUUUAUCAUAGUAUAUCCCAGUCGCUGCUGGUACUUUAACGUACAUGCGCCCAGGCUCUGCCAACGCCAAGCAGCGACAGGAGUCCCUGGUCCUGGAGAUAAACUUAAUGCGAUGAGGAGCUCUUCGGAUUCUGACGACGGAGUUCCUCUGUCAGCAAGGAUAACAAACAACAGGUCCGCCACAAACGGCAAGAGCAGCUUGCGCCGGGGUGACGACGAUAGUGGCAGCGACAGCGACUCCAUGCCGCUAUCAAAGCUCAGCGUCGACCCGCGGGCGAAGCGAGCAAACGACAGCAGCGACAGCGAGUCUGAUCAACCCCUGUCGAACAAGGUGAAGGCGCCCAAAAAGACGACAAACGGCAGCACUGCAACCACCACUGCAGUCAAGCGCGCUAAGAGGGAGAUAGUAUCCCCGAAGGACGCCAAAAAAGCCAAGAUGGCGCCAACUCUAAAGGCCGCGUCUGCUACCGCUGCCAUCGACAAAAAGCCUCGCAUCAAAAAGGACACUGCGACACCAGCUGCAAAUGCUGCCAGUCGCCGUGGCAGCGGUGCUCCCCUGGCCAGCAAGAUCGCCAGCCGCAAACCCUCAAUCAAGGCCGAGUCAUCGGUGACAGCCCCUUCACAGGAUGGCAGCGAGGACAGCGACAACGAAGAGUUUAAAUGGUGGCUCGAAAACAAAGAUAACGAUGGACCAAAGUGGAAAAGCCUAGAGCAUUUUGGUGUUCUGUUCCCGCCUGAAUACGAGCCGCACAGAAUCCCGCUCUCCUACAAGGGCAAGCCGUUCAAAAUGCACUCCGAGGUUGAAGAGGUGGCGACGUUCUUUGCUGCCCUCGUGGGCACCGACCACGGCAACAAUAAGGUAUUCCAGGAUAACUUUUUCUCCGACUUUAAGGAGCUCUGCGACAAGCACCACGCCAAGCACCCCAUUAAGGAGUUUAAGAGCUGCGACUUUUCCAGUAUCCGCGCGCACCUAGAUGGCCAAUCAGCGAAGCGCAAGGCGAUGACCAAGGAUGAGAAGGAGACCUCGAAGAAGGAGAAGAUGCUGAUUGAUGAGAAGUACGGCUUCUGCAUGCUAGAUGGCCGGCGCGAGAAGGUAGGGAACUUUAGGAUCGAGCCCCCAGCGCUGUUCCGCGGCCGCGGCGCGCACCCCAAGACGGGCAUGCUCAAGAAGCGCGUUCUUCCGGAGCAGUGGGGUAACGUUAUUCAUGACACCACCGUGACAUGGCUGGCCAUGUGGAAGGAGAACAUCAACGGAAACACAAAGUACGUCUUCCUCGCCGCCGGCAGCUCGCUUAAGGGCCAGAGCGACAUGAAGAAGUUUGACAAGGCCCGCAAUCUCGUGCGCUGCAUCGACGGGAUUCGCAGCCAGUACACUAAGGACCUUAGGAGCGACAUCAUGGCCGAGCGCCAGCGUGCCACCGCCCUGUACCUCAUUGAUCGGUUUGCGCUCCGUGCGGGUAACGAGAAGAGCGAUGAUGAGGCCGACACCGUAGGCUGCUGCUCCCUGCGCUGCGAGCACGUGACGCUAGAGGCGCCUAAUAUUGUCAACUUUGACUUUUUAGGUAAGGACUCGAUCCGCUACGAGCGCACGACUGAGGUCGACAAGCAAGUGUGGAAGAACCUGCGCCUGUUCCAGAAGGCGCCCAAGACGAAAAAUGACAUGCUGUUUGACCGCCUCACCCCGACCACGCUGAACAAGCACCUGCAGACACUGAUGCCUGGCUUGACCGCCAAGGUGUUCCGUACGUUUAACGCAUCGUUUGUGUUCCAGAAUCAGCUGGCCAACACGCCGGCCAACGGUACCGAGGCCGAGAAGAUCCUGGCGUACAAUCGCGCCAACCGCGAGGUCGCCGUUCUCUGCAACCACCAGCGUACAGUGUCCAAGGGAUUCCAGGGCCAGAUGACCAAGAUCGAGGAUAAGCUGCUGGCCGUGCGCUACCAGCGCAAGCUGCUGAAGAGCUACCUUCUUGAGGUUGCGCCUGAUCUCAAAAAGAAGCACCCCGAGAUCGCCAAGAGCGAGCCCGGACUCACAGCCAAGUGGAUCAAGAGCUUCCUGUUAGUGACUUGCGAGACUGACUGUGAUAAGGCGCGCAAGAAGUUUGAGCGCGACAAUGAGAAGCUCAAAGAGGCUGGCGAGGCGGCCAUUCCGGAGUCUAAGCUUGCCGCCCAGAUCGCCGAGAUUAACGAGCGUGAGAAGAGCAUCAAGAAUGGCACGUACACACCAGAGCUGCCGGUGAGCAAGAACACGCAUACGGACAAGAUCCUCGAGAAGAUCAGCAAGCUCACUGAGCGCAUUGCCAACAUCGAGGUGGACAAGAUUGAGAAGGACGAGAACAAGACCACUGCUCUGUCGACGUCCAAGAUAAACUACAUCGACCCGCGCAUAUCUGUGACCUGGUGCAAGAAAUACAACGUGCCCCUGGAGAAGAUCUUCAACAAGGCCUUGCGUGAGAAGUUCACCUGGGCGCUUGAUGUCGACAGCACAUGGUCAUUCUGA
Kickxella alabastrina is the source of this 2656-nucleotide messenger RNA. Its product is annotated as putative DNA topoisomerase. Gene Ontology annotation, cellular component: chromosome; nucleolus. Gene Ontology annotation, molecular function: DNA binding; DNA topoisomerase type I (single strand cut, ATP-independent) activity. Lineage: Eukaryota; Fungi; Kickxellomycota; Kickxellomycetes; Kickxellales; Kickxellaceae. The record is from RefSeq and is a predicted model, not a curated record. Gene Ontology annotation, biological process: DNA replication; DNA topological change; chromosome segregation. The coding region runs from base 272 to 2656 and encodes 794 amino acids. The transcript is spliced from 4 exons.